UCACUCCUCCAUCCGCCAUGCUCUCUCUUUCUUUUGUCAUCUUUUCUACUCUUUUUUCUUUUUUUCCCACUUCACUUCACUUCACUUGCCCCCAAAAGAAGCCUGUUCUCUCACUCACUCUCAAACUUCUCCCCCCCUCUCUUCUUUUCUCUUUCCUUUUCUACUAGUACUAAACUAAGUCCAUUUCUUCCUUGCCCUUUCUGAAAAACAAGAGAAACUUCUCUUCUUUCUCUCCCUAAAAAGCUCCUCGCAAAACCCUAGAAAAACCACUACUUUUUGAGCUAAUAUCUUUCUCCUUUGAAAACCCAGAUCUGUAAUCGUCAUAUACAAGCUUAAAAGCUAUGACCCAGUAAGGGAUUUUGUAGCUUUUUUUUUAUAAUGUCGAGUUCUGACCCGAAAACCCGACCGAAACCGGGACCAUGGCCACCAGCUCCCGAUGCAGCUCCCGUUCCGCCUACUUCUUGGGCUAAGCGAACUGGGUUUAGGCCCAAAUUCUCCGGUGAAACGAAUGCGAGUGAGUCGGGUCAAAUAGCUUUGCCUCCAAGGGCUAGAGAGAAUGAGAACCAGCCUGAUCUCGAAGCGGGUCGGGUUCGACCUGCGCCACUGGUGGCGAAUGGAGAGCAGCCGGUGGGUGAGAAGGGUCCGGUGGAGAAAGAUCAGACGGUGAAGAAGAGAAGGGAGGGUGAUGGGGCGAAUAAAGGCGGCUCCGGUGCCGGUGCUAAUGGGCAUACGGGUACGAAUGGGGCCGCGGAAACUGGGGCUGCGUCGCAGCCGCAGCAGCCUACGAGGAGGCCUUUGAGGAAUGAGGAAGUGGCGGAUGUGUUGCCACAGAAUGUAGAUGAUGAAGGAUUUGUAGGAAGGCAUUCACAUAUGAAAUAUGACCUUAGAGAUACUCCUGGUCUUGUUCCCAUUGGUCUUUAUGGGUUCCAGCAUUUUCUUUCAAUGUUGGGUUCAUUGAUUCUUAUUCCACUCGUUAUAGUUCCUCCAAUGGGUGGCACUUAUGAGGAUACUGCAAAUGUGGUGUCAACAGUGCUCUUUGUGUCAGGAGUGACCACUCUAUUGCAUUCAUUCUUCGGGUCACGGUUGCCUCUGAUACAAGGUCCAUCAUUUGUUUUCCUAGCUCCUGCAUUGGCGAUAAUUAACUCUCCGGAGUUUCAAGGGCUAAAGGGAAAUAACUUCAAGCAUAUUAUGAAGGAGUUGCAGGGAGCCAUUGUCAUAGCUUCAGCUUUUCAAACAAUACUUGGAUAUAGUGGACUAAUGUCAUUGUUUUUGAGGUUGAUCAAUCCAGUGGUUGUUGCACCUACCAUUGCUGCUGUUGGACUUUCUUUUUAUAGUUAUGGUUUCCCACUAGUUGGAACAUGUCUUGAGAUUGGUGCUGCGCAGAUAUUGUUGGUUAUUGUUUUUUCUCUUUAUCUUCGUAAGAUAUCUGUUCUCGGCCAUCGCAUAUUUCUAAUCUACGCAGUUCCUUUGGGCCUUGGAAUCACAUGGGCAGCCGCUUUCCUGCUCACUGAAGCAGGAGCUUAUAGCUAUAAAGGUUGUGAUACCAAUGUACCUGCCUCAAAUAUAAUAUCUGAGCACUGCAGAAAACAUGUUUCCAGGAUGAAGCACUGUCGAGUUGAUACAUCUCAUGCAUUGAAAUCUUCCCCAUGGUUUAGGUUUCCUUAUCCAUUACAAUGGGGAACUCCUGUCUUCAACUGGAAAAUGGCCCUUGUUAUGUGUGUGGUUUCAGUAAUAGCGUCAGUGGAUUCGGUUGGUUCAUACCAUGCAUCAUCGUUGCUGGUGGCAUCCAGACCUCCAACUCCCGGUGUUGUUAGCAGAGGAAUCGGUCUUGAAGGUCUGUCCAGUGUAUUAGCUGGUCUCUGGGGUACAGGAACUGGGUCCACAACUCUUACUGAAAAUGUGCAUACAAUUGCUGUGACUAAGAUGGGAAGCCGCAGAGCUGUUGAAUUGGGUGCAUGUGUUUUGAUAGUCUUAUCCCUUGUAGGUAAAGUUGGAGGGUUUAUUGCUUCAAUUCCUGAAGUCAUGGUUGCUGCCCUUCUGUGCUUCAUGUGGGCAAUGCUUGCAGCAUUGGGUUUGUCAAAUCUACGUUAUAGUGAGGCUGGAAGCUCUCGAAAUAUCAUAAUAGUUGGAUUAUCUUUAUUUUUCUCCCUCUCAAUACCAGCUUACUUUCAGCAAUAUGGCAUCUCUCCGAAUUCCAACUUGUCCGUUCCAAGUUAUUAUCAACCAUAUAUCGUGGCAUCUCAUGGACCUUUCGGCAGUAAAUAUGGAGGGUUAAACUACGUAAUGAAUACAUUGCUAUCGUUACACAUGGUAAUAGCAUUCCUUGUGGCUGUUAUUUUGGACAACACUGUACCUGGAAGUCGGCAAGAACGUGGGGUUUACGUGUGGUCUGAAUCUGAGGCUGCAAGAAGGGAACCUGCAGUCGUCAAGGACUAUGAGUUGCCCUUCCGGGUUGGUCGGGUUUUUAGAUGGGUGAAGUGGGUUGGGCUUUGACAAUUUUUUGUAGGUAUGUAAGCCAUCAGCGCAUGGUCUAAGUUCAUCAAUAGCCAUUCUCUGGGGUCACUGCCCUGCGCUACGAUUUUAAUGAAUACCCUGAGGCUCAUAUUGGUAAAUAGCUGUCUGAACUGUUUUUUACCUCACACGAUGGGACUUUUUUGGGGCUAUAGAUGCUAUAGAGAUAAGUUAUUUGUGUACAUUGAGGAUCCAGAAGGAUCCCGUGGUGUUGUAAUUUUAAAUUAUAAGCAUUGUAUCUAGUUUUUGAGUCACUGAAAAUUGUCCAGAGGUGCAUUUCACUCUUGCUUAAGACUUCUAGCUACUACUAUCUUUUUGUAUAUUUUUUCCCAUUAUUAUUUCAUUAACUUCUUUCAGA
This is a messenger RNA of Theobroma umbraticum, 2869 nucleotides long. RefSeq names its product nucleobase-ascorbate transporter 12 (gene NAT12). The record is from RefSeq and is a predicted model, not a curated record. NCBI's taxonomy places the organism in Eukaryota, Viridiplantae, Streptophyta, Magnoliopsida, Malvales, Malvaceae. Gene Ontology annotation, cellular component: membrane. Gene Ontology annotation, biological process: transmembrane transport. Gene Ontology annotation, molecular function: transmembrane transporter activity.